Molecule: messenger RNA, 348 nt
Organism: Staurois parvus
Lineage: Eukaryota; Metazoa; Chordata; Amphibia; Anura; Ranidae
Source: the annotation of a GenBank genome assembly
CCCACCUGUGCCCAGCAGUGCGCCCACUAGCUCCGCCCACCUGUGCCCAGCAGAUGCACCCACCUGUGCCCAGCAAUGCACCCACCUGUGCCCAGCACUGUGCCCAGAAAUGCCACCUACCUGUGCCCAGCAGUGCCACCCACCUGUGCCACCCACCUGUGCCCACCAGUGCCACCCACCUGUGCCCACCCCCCAGUGCUGCCCACCAGUGCUGCCAGUCAGUGCCACCAGUCAGUGCCCAGCGGUUGUGCCAGUCAGUGCCGCCAGUCAGUGCCCAGCAGUGAUGCCAGUCAGUGCCGUCUACCAGUACCCAUCAUCAGUGUCACCUAUCAGUGUCACCCUAUCAGU